GAAGAGGCGGACGACACGAUCGAAGGCGAGACGGAGGAGUCGAGUGAGAAGAUAAAGCAUCAAAAGGGACGCAAACCUAAGCGAAAAGCGCACAAAGCGUUGUCCACUGACGACAGUCUGAAGAAGGAUCACCNAGAUGAAGAGGCGGACGACACGAUCGAAGGCGAGACGGAGGAGUCGAGUGAGAAGAUAAAGCAUCAAAAGGGACGCAAACCUAAGCGAAAAGCGCACAAAGCGUUGUCCACUGACGACAGUCUGAAGAAGGAUCACCUGAAUAUGGUGUUCAUCGGUCACGUGGACGCCGGCAAGUCGACGAUUGGGGGACAACUGCUUUACUUGACGGGAAUGGUAGACAAGCGGACGCUCGAGAAAUACGAGAGAGAGGCCAAAGAGAAGAACAGGGAGUCGUGGUAUCUGUCGUGGGCUCUCGACACCAAUCAGGAGGAACGGGACAAAGGGAAGACCGUCGAAGUGGGCAGAGCUUACUUCGAGACCAAAAACAAACACUUCACUCUAUUAGACGCACCCGGCCAUCGAGGAUUCGUCCCCAAUAUGAUAGGAGGCGCCUGUCAGGCAGAUCUAUCCGUUCUGGUCAUAUCCGCCCGUAAAGGAGAGUUUGAGACCGGUUUCGAAAGGGGUGGUCAGACCCGAGAGCACGCUAUGCUCGCCAAAACGGCCGGCGUUAAACAUAUGGUAGUCCUGAUCAAUAAGAUGGACGACCCGACCGUAGAAUGGAGUGAAUCCCGUUAUACCGAGUGCUGCGACAAACUUCUUCCAUAUCUGAAAAAGUGUGGAUUCAAUCCCAAGAACGAGAUCUAUUUCAUGCCGUGUUCUGGUCUGACCGGAGCUUUCCUUAAAGAACCCAUCGAUGAGUCCGUCUGUUCGUGGUUUNGCCACGCCUUCGAUAACAUUACUGUAUUUCGUGAGACUCGACAAGACUUGAGGUAUGAAAUUAUCGUGCAUUCGCUGCACGUCUUCAGUUGUGGGCUCUUUGCCAUUGGCUUCAAUCCAACGCUUCCUCACCGCCUCUUUGUC
Oppiella nova is the source of this 1035-nucleotide messenger RNA. NCBI's taxonomy places the organism in Eukaryota, Metazoa, Arthropoda, Arachnida, Sarcoptiformes, Oppiidae. The record is from the annotation of a GenBank genome assembly.